GAUUCAAGAACCAAAAGGUGUUCAUUUCAAGAAGUGGUUUCUGCAACAAUGUCAGGCCGUGGUAAGGGCGGAAAGGGGCUCGGAAAGGGAGGAGCAAAGCGUCAUCGGAAAGUUCUACGUGAUAACAUUCAGGGAAUCACVAAGCCGGCGAUCAGGAGGCUUGCGAGGAGAGGAGGAGUAAARAGAAUCAGCGGUCUDAUCUAUGAAGAAACCAGAGGUGUGUUGAAGAUCUUUUUGGAAAAYGUKAUUCGCGAUGCGGUUACUUACACCGAGCAUGCGCGGAGGAAGACCGUGACUGCAAUGGAUGUUGUGUACGCACUGAAGAGACAAGGCAGGACUCUUUAUGGAUUUGGYGGAUGAGAUCCUUAAUAGGUCCUUAUCGUUCUGUUGAAUUAUGCUAGGUUUUCUCUUCCGAUCAUCUUUUGUUUUCGUAGUUAUAUUCUACAUGAAAUUGUGGUUAUUGAUCUACGAAUUUCUGAUC
Messenger RNA from Cynara cardunculus var. scolymus (artichoke), 481 nucleotides. Its product is annotated as histone H4. The coding region runs from base 49 to 360 and encodes 103 amino acids. Gene Ontology annotation, biological process: nucleosome assembly. The transcript has a single exon. Gene Ontology annotation, molecular function: protein heterodimerization activity; DNA binding; structural constituent of chromatin. Lineage: Eukaryota; Viridiplantae; Streptophyta; Magnoliopsida; Asterales; Asteraceae. The record is from RefSeq and is a predicted model, not a curated record. Gene Ontology annotation, cellular component: nucleosome.